AAGACUACUGCUGUCAGACCACACCAAGACUCCUGCUGCCAGACCACACCAAGACUCCUGCUGCCAGACCACAACAGUUUGGACAACUGGAACAGCAUCCAGUGUUUCCUGUAGUCAUGAAGACCCUGGUGGUGGUCCUUUCUCUGUGUCUGAUUGGAGGAGGAUGUGAACCAAUUAUUUCAAACAAUUUGAUCAAAAACAUCAUCAAAGGAACCGGCGCUGGUGACUCGUCUUUCUCAGGGAAUGGACGCUACAGGAACCUCACCGGGCGCAGCUGUAAACAACUCAAAGACAAAUAUAAUGUCAAAAAUGAUGGACUGUACUUCCUCACCUCGGCCACUGGGGUGGUCUACCAGACCUACUGUGACAUGACCACGGCUGGCGGAGGCUGGACACUGGUGGGGAGCGUGCACGAGAACAACAUGUAUGGGAAGUGCACGGUGGGCGACCGCUGGUCAAGCCAACAGGGGAAUGACAUCAACAACCCAGGAGGAGACGGGAACUGGGAGAACACAAAUACCUUCGGAACAGCAGAGGGCGCCACCUCUGAUGACUUCAAGAACCCUGGGUAUUAUGACAUCAUGGCGGAGGACGUGUCUGUCUGGCACGUUCCUAACAGAGCUCUGCUUCAGGACUGGAGAAGCAGCUCUAUCCUCCGUUACCACACUGAGUCCAGGUUCUUAACUUACUAUGGAGGAAACCUAUAUGGACUGUUCCAGCGUUAUCCAGUGAGGUAUGGAAUUGGUCAAUGCAACGUCAACCUGGGACCGUCCAUCCUAGUGAACUAUGACCUGGGCACGAGGGAAACCACCAACAUGUUCUAUGGACCUCAUUCCAGAGGUGAGUUCCUGCCAGGCUUCAUCACAUUCAGAGCAGUCAACACAGAGCGAGCAGCCAUGGCCAUCUGCUCUGGGAUCAAACCCACUGGCUGCCAGACUGAACACUACUGUAUCGGAGGAGGAGGAUUCUUCCCUGAGGCUGGUCCCAGACAGUGUGGGGACUUCCCUGCCUUUGACUGGGACGGCUACGGCACCAACGCAGGCUGGAGCGCAUCCAAGGAGAUCACUGAAGCUGCUGUGAUGCUCUUCUACCGCUGAGACCCUGAACAACUGCAUUGUUUUACUGACCAGGAGGAGUCUUAGCUUUUGAUUGGCUGCCAGGAUUAUUCAAGUCAUUGUAGGCUGAAAUGGAUGUAAUAAUAUGAAUUGACCACUAGUAAGUUAGGGAUGUAAUACAGGUGAUUGGCCACUAGAGGGGGAAAUAUGCACACCAGGAGUGUUGAUCACAGAGCACAUGAGGGUUUAAACCACUCUCAUGUUCCACUAACAACUUGUUAGUAUUGUCCUUCUAAAACACUAUUAUUAAACAAUCAAUAAAUAAGAAUAUUUACAACCAGUUAAAA
Molecule: messenger RNA, 1402 nt
Organism: Esox lucius (northern pike)
Lineage: Eukaryota; Metazoa; Chordata; Actinopteri; Esociformes; Esocidae
Product: intelectin
Exons: 8
Coding region: 117-1097 (326 amino acids)
Molecular function (GO): oligosaccharide binding
Source: RefSeq, a predicted model, not a curated record